AUGGAGGCCACCGGUGGCGAUGAGCUGGAGGCCGUGAAGAAGUACUUCAACACCAGCGGCUUUGAGCGGUGGAACAAGAUCUAUGGAGAGACCGAUGAGGUGAACAAGGUGCAGCUGGACAUCCGCCAGGGCCACGCGCAGACGGUGGACAAGGUGCUCAAGUGGUUUGACGAGGAGGGCGGCCUGCAGGGCGCGUCGGUGGCGGACUGCGGCUGCGGCACGGGCAGCCUGGCGAUCCCCCUCGCGCUGCGCGGCGCCAACGUGAGCGCGAGCGACAUCAGCAGCAGCAUGGCGUCGGAGGCGGCGCGGCGGUACGAGGCGGCGAAGGGCGCCGAGCCCAAGGGCAACGCUGUCUUUGAGGCCAAGGACCUCGAGUCUGUCACCGGGCGGUACGACACCGUCACCUGCAUUGAUGUGAUGAUCCACUACCCGCAGGACAAGGCUGACGCCAUGAUCUCCCACCUGGCCUCCCUUUCGGACCGCCGCCUUGUGGUGUCGUUUGCGCCCAAGACACCCUACUACUCCGUUCUCAAGCGCAUUGGGGAGCUCUUCCCGGGCCCCUCCAAGGCCACGCGCGCAUACCUCCACGCUGAGGAGGAUGUUGAGGCGGCGCUCAACCGCGCGGGCUUCAAGGUGACCAAGAGGGAGAUGACCGCCACCUCGUUCUACUUCAGCCGCCUGCUGGAGGCCGUCCGCAGCUGA
This is a messenger RNA of Monoraphidium neglectum, 702 nucleotides long. Its product is annotated as magnesium-protoporphyrinO-methyltransferase. The coding region runs from base 1 to 702 and encodes 233 amino acids. The record is from RefSeq and is a predicted model, not a curated record. Gene Ontology annotation, biological process: chlorophyll biosynthetic process. Gene Ontology annotation, molecular function: magnesium protoporphyrin IX methyltransferase activity. The transcript is spliced from 5 exons. Lineage: Eukaryota; Viridiplantae; Chlorophyta; Chlorophyceae; Sphaeropleales; Selenastraceae.